Molecule: messenger RNA, 660 nt
Organism: Arabidopsis lyrata subsp. lyrata
Lineage: Eukaryota; Viridiplantae; Streptophyta; Magnoliopsida; Brassicales; Brassicaceae
Exons: 2
Coding region: 119-550 (143 amino acids)
Source: RefSeq, a predicted model, not a curated record
UUUUUUUAGGGUAAAUUUUUAAUUCAUUCAAAAGCUUUAAAAUUUACCAAAAAUCUGUUUUUAUAAUACGAAAUUCAGUUGAGCUCUUCUUACAAUACAAAAUAAUAACAAUCGAGAAAUGGAACGUGGAAAGAGGGUGAUGCAGCCUGAAGCCGAUUUUGAUUUAAAUAUGGUACCGCAUGAAGCCGCUUUCGAUCUAAACAUGGAAGUGCCCAAAGCCGAUUCCGAUCUAACAAUUAAAUCAAUGGAUGAAAAAGAAGAUCGCAUAAUAACGAUGGAGGAGAAAACUAGGAUUUGCGAGAUAGAAGCCGGACUUGAUCAUGUGAUGGUAACAUCGAAAAAAGAAAAAGAGCGUAAGAAGGAGUUGAAGAAGAAGCUGAUAGAGUACAUUGAAGAAUACGAUAUCCCUAUUGAAACCAAAAAAGUGGAGAAAAUUGAAGAUCCAAACAUCUUGUGUGAAUCUAUAAUAUUUCUGAAAGAAUUGAUGAAUAUGGAUCCAAAGGUUUCCUCACCUCAAUCGGCGUUCUCAAAUGAUAAGAAGAAUCAGUAAUAUACUAUAAUGGUGAUCAUCAUUAUCAUUAUAAUGAAUCAUAUUUUAUCAAUUUACUGUUUGUUUCUUUCUCCAAAAUUUUCAUGAACAAUAACAGAUUUAAUAAUUGA